UCAUCUCUCUCUCUCUCUCUCUCUCUCUCUCUCAAUUAAUGUGUCGAUGGCCCUUUAUGCAUUCCGCUACUGUUGUUUCAUCUUUCUGCUUUAUCUUAUGGCCAUUCGCGCCCACAAUAUUCCUUCAACUUUGGACGGACCGUUCAACCCCGUAACCGUACCGUAUGAUACCAGUUUACGCGGGAAAGCGGUUGAUAUUCCAGACACCGAUCCUAGGUUGCGCCGCCGUGUCAAAGGUUUCGAGCCCGAGCAAAUAUCAGUCUCACUAUCCACUAGUUAUGAUUCUGUUUGGAUCUCCUGGAUCACAGGGGAAUUCCAAAUUGGUGACAGAAUAAAGCCAUUAGACCCGAAAACAGUGUCCAGCAUUGUUCGUUACGGAAGGUUAAGAAAUUCAUUGAGUCAUGAAGCGACAGGAUAUUCUCUUGUUUAUAAUCAGCUUUAUCCAUUUGAAGGCCUCAAAAACUAUACUUCUGGAAUCAUCCACCACGUUCGACUUACAGGGUUGAAACCCAACACACAAUACUAUUAUCAAUGUGGAGAUCCUUCUAUAUCAGCCAUGAGUGAUAUAUACUAUUUCAGAACUAUGCCAGUUUCUGGUCCACAGAGUUAUCCAAAGAGAAUAGCAAUAGUUGGAGAUCUCGGUCUUACUUACAAUACAUCAACCACAAUCGGCCACUUGAUUAGUAAUGAACCUGAUCUUGUGCUAUUGGUUGGUGAUGUCACUUACGCAAACUUAUACCUCACAAAUGGAACUGGCUCUGACUGCUACUCUUGCUCAUUUUCACAAACUCCUAUACAUGAAACCUAUCAGCCGCGUUGGGAUUAUUGGGGAAGGUUUAUGCAGAAUUUAGUCUCUAAAAUUCCAAUAAUGGUUGUUGAAGGGAACCAUGAGAUAGAAGAACAAGCUGGAAACAAGACAUUUGCAGCUUACAGUUCUAGGUUUGCCUUUCCAUCUGAAGAGAGUGGAUCUUCAUCCUCAUUCUACUACUCUUUCAAUGCUGGGGGGAUUCAUUUUAUCAUGCUCGGAGCCUACAUUGCGUAUAAUAAAUCCAGUGAUCAAUUCAAAUGGCUAGAGAGAGACUUGGCAAAUUUUGACAGAUCUAUAACUCCAUGGCUGGUAGCUGCUUGGCAUCCACCUUGGUACAGUUCUUAUGUAGCUCAUUACAGAGAAGCAGAGUGUAUGAGAGUGGAGAUGGAAGAAUUACUUUACUCCUAUGGUGUUGACAUUGUUUUCAAUGGACAUGUUCAUGCUUAUGAGAGGUCAAAUAGAGUUUAUAAUUAUACAUUAGAUUCUUGUGGUCCUGUAUAUAUCACGGUUGGUGAUGGUGGUAAUCGUGAAAAGAUGGCUAUUAAACAUGCUGAUGAACCUGGUAAGUGUCCAGAGCCAUUAACCACUCCUGAUACGUAUAUGGGUGGCUUCUGUGCAACAAACUUUUCACAUGGUCCGGCGGUGGGUAAUUUCUGUUGGGAUCGGCAACCUGACUACAGUGCCUUCAGAGAAAGUAGUUUUGGGCAUGGGAUUCUAGAGGUAAAGAAUGAGACGUGGGCACUGUGGACAUGGUACCGGAAUCAGGACUCCCACAAUAAAAUUGGGGAUCAAAUUUACAUUGUGAGGCAACUCGAUAGGUGCCCUGUUCAUUACACCCGACAGAAACUAAUUGCAUCUAGCUAAACUCAAUUCCUAGUAAACUCUCUAUGGUCUUUUCCUUUCAAGGGAGCAUUACAAUCACCUCUGAUGAAAUUUUUAACCAAUGUGACCGAUGGAGGAAUCAAUAAUUAUAGAUCAUAAAAUUUUUCCAAUGGAGCAUUUCCUCAUAACGUUUGGUGAAGCUGAAAGAGUUGUCAACAGACAUUUCUGAUACAGACGUGUAAAAUUUCAUGGCAGUACGAUAUGAAGAGUUGAAGAAGAGAAGGAAGAGACAGAAUGUGUAUACUCUCGGCAUUAAUGAGGUAUUAUUACACACUAUUAUUGAUUUCAUAACCUCAUAACUUGAUGCUUUUUCUGUGCAGCAAAAUCAUUUCUAACUUCAGGCCUCCUUUUCCUGAAGAAGAAAUAAAUUAAUUUAGUUGCCGCUAGAGCAUCCGCCUGUCUUUCUAGCAAUUGGUUUUGUGUAAUUGAGUGUUUUCUUUUCCAACAAAAAUAACCAAUAAUCACUUGUAACAACAUUCUUCUAUCAUUUUUUUUUAAACAUUAAUUUGGUAUUAGUUGUGUGUUUGGUGUUUCUAUUUUGGCCAACAGCUUCAUCCAUAUUGGUUUUAAAUUUUAAUGUUGGAUGGAAUAAACAUGAGUUGU
Messenger RNA from Pistacia vera, 2293 nucleotides. RefSeq names its product purple acid phosphatase 15. Gene Ontology annotation, molecular function: metal ion binding; acid phosphatase activity. Bases 47 to 1672 code for a protein of 541 amino acids. Lineage: Eukaryota; Viridiplantae; Streptophyta; Magnoliopsida; Sapindales; Anacardiaceae. The transcript is spliced from 7 exons. The record is from RefSeq and is a predicted model, not a curated record.